GUCAGUUCUUCUUCUUCUUCGGUUACACAUCCGCAAAUAUUCUUUCUUUCUAGGUUCGGGACUCACCAAUAGUUAAGAUGCCAUCCGUAACAUUGAAGGAUGUUGAUCAACACAAGUUUGUCAAGGCAUUCUCGGACUUCUUAAAAAAGACUGGUAAGAUGAAGGUGCCUGACUGGGUUGACAUUGUGAAGAGCGGACGCUACAAGGAGCUGGCUCCCUACGACCAGGAUUGGUACUACACCAGGUGUGCAGCCAUCGUCAGACACAUCUACUUCCGAUCUCCCGUCGGAGUGGGAACCGUCACCAAGAUGUUUGGAGGAAGGAAAAGGAACGGAGUUUGCCCCGCCCACUUCUGCCGCAGUGCUGGGGGAGUGGCCCGCAAGGCUCUACAGUCCCUGGAACAGAUGAAGCUGAUAGAGAAGAGCCCUGACGGUGGCCGCAAGCUCACUGUACAAGGAAGGCGAGACCUGGACCGCAUUGCUGCACAAGUGCGUCAGAAGAAGAAGCAACAACAGCUGUUGUUGGCCCAACAGGCCGGCAUCACUGUGACGGCACCAACGGCACCUCCAGCAGCGGCACCUGCUGCCGAGCAGCCUGCUACUGAAGGCAGCUGGUCAUAGACAGUCAGGGGCUUUUAAUAAAAUUGUUAUAAAAUUAAAUGACUUUUUACGUA
Molecule: messenger RNA, 673 nt
Organism: Macrosteles quadrilineatus (aster leafhopper)
Lineage: Eukaryota; Metazoa; Arthropoda; Insecta; Hemiptera; Cicadellidae
Product: 40S ribosomal protein S19-like
Exons: 5
Coding region: 78-620 (180 amino acids)
Biological process (GO): ribosomal small subunit assembly; translation
Cellular component (GO): ribosome; cytosolic small ribosomal subunit
Molecular function (GO): structural constituent of ribosome; RNA binding
Source: RefSeq, a predicted model, not a curated record